Messenger RNA from Fimicolochytrium jonesii, 4198 nucleotides. Its product is annotated as P-loop containing nucleoside triphosphate hydrolase protein. NCBI's taxonomy places the organism in Eukaryota, Fungi, Chytridiomycota, Chytridiomycetes, Spizellomycetales, Powellomycetaceae. The coding region runs from base 155 to 4048 and encodes 1297 amino acids. Gene Ontology annotation, cellular component: membrane. The transcript is spliced from 12 exons. Gene Ontology annotation, molecular function: ABC-type transporter activity; ATP binding; ATP hydrolysis activity. The record is from RefSeq and is a predicted model, not a curated record.
GUCCGCGGACUGCGUUUUGGCAAAUAACAACUGUCAACCGUCAACCAUAAACGCAGGUCAUGUCGACCGUCAAUGAAGGCGGCUUGAAGAAGCGUACAUAAAGUUCGCAGGCCUCAGGGUAGUUUUCAUCCCUAGACUCUUAGACCGUUCCACAAUGGUGCUCGGUUUCGGAAACAUCGAAGGAGCUGGGCUCGAGGCCCGAAAACUAUCCGUCUUCCAGUCCAACUGGAGGGGCAAGGAGAAACAAGCCGAAACGAAGUCCAUCUUGCGCAAUGUCACGCUUUCGGUACCGCAGGGCAAUAUCAUGGCCAUCAUGGGGGGUAGUGGAAGUGGGAAAACCACCCUCCUAAACGCCCUCUGCGGUCGGUUGAACACCGGGCAAGUGUCCGGCGAGGUGACGAUGGACUCCGUGCCGGCCAGAACCUAUAUCGCCAGCGGCCGAGUAGCAUACGUUCAGCAAAGCGAUCAGCUCCUGCCGUACCUGACUGUUCGAGAGACCCUCCGCUAUGCCGCCCGUUUACGGCUUCCGAGAGAUAUGCCAAAAGCGGAGAAAUUUGAGCUGGUGGAGAACGUUAUUGCCGAAUUGGGGCUGAAGGAAUGUGCGGAUACGAUCAUUGGAAAUGAUCGGAGGAAAGGAUGCAGUGGCGGAGAGAAGAGACGAGUGUCGGUUGGAGUGCAGCUUUUGCUGAACCCUAGUAUGAUUUUCUUGGAUGAGCCGACAACCGGACUUGAUGCGUUCACGUCGCUUUCAUUGAUCCAAACUCUUGUCGAGUUGGCACGGAAAGGGAGAACGAUCUGCGUUUCUAUCCAUCAACCACGGAGUGACAUCUUCGAGCUCUUCGACAACAUUGUUCUCCUCUCGCGCGGAGAUUUAGUCUACUCGGGUCCGAGGAGCUCAGUUCUGAGCUACUUCGAAAGUCUUUCGUACAACGUGCCGGAGCACAUGAACCCAGCAGAUUACCUGAUCGAUGUGUCGAGCGUAGACAACCGGGACACCGAAGCAGAGGAGAAGUCGAAGGCGAAGUUGAAGACUCUUGUCGACGCUUGGGUGUUCCGCAGCCACACGGCCAUCGAGGACAGGGUGGGGCCCGUUGGGGGAAUCGAGAUGGCACAACUUGACGGCGAUGGGAGGGCCCUGCUGGCAGCGGACAGGAAGCAACCCUCGACGUGCGGGUUUGAACACGGGGCCGCUCAAAAGAUUGGGGCAUCACCGGUGCAGCAGACGAUCGUGAUUGCCGAGCGCACAUUCAAGAACUUGCUUCAGGACCGUCUGACUUUCUGGGGCUCGGUCUUGGAGGUGCUCUUGUUGGCUGGAGCGGUCGGUCUGAUCUUCUUGCGUCUCGACGAGACGCAGAGCGGGAUUUUAGGCAGAAAGAGUGCAUUAUACAUCACCGCCUCCGUGCAGAAUUACCUCGGACUCAUGUUCAUGAUCUACAAGCUCAGUCAGGAGAUGCAAGUCUUCGAUCGCGAGCGGAAGGACAAGAUGUACUCGGUUGUCCCGUACCUCGUGGGAUGGCUCAUCGCCAAUUUCCUGCUGUAUGCUGCGCUGGCGGUGCUGUUUUCAUGCAUCAUCUACUUCAUGAUCGGAUUGAGGACGGACUCGAGCUUCCACUUUGGCGUCUUUGUUGGAGCGAACGUUUUGAUGCAGUUUGUCACCAUCGGCUGGGCCUACUUCUGCAUUUCAUGGGCUCGAGGUUUCGCGACAGCUUCUCUGAUCGGAAACUCGUUUUUCACGUUCCUUUCGACGUCAAGUGGAUUUUUCAUCCAAGUUGAUCAGAUUCCCAUUUACCUCCGAUGGUUUAAAUGGAUCAGCUAUAUCACCUACGGCUUCCGCCUUCUCUCCACCAACGAGUUCUCCGACAAAUCCUACGCAUGCCCGGAUGUCUCUCCAACCAACGGUCGAGACGACCCUCGUUGCCAAGGCAAUGUCAUUCUGCAAACCCUGGGCUUCGGGACAGAUGACUACUCGUUUCCCAUUGUCGCCCUCGUUAUCAACUACUUCGUCUUAAUGAUCCUCACGGGCCUCAUCCUCCACCUGAAGCCCUACGGAGGAAUCACGCACGCUGCUUCCGUCAAGACAAAGACCGAGAAGAAGAUCUCAAACUUGGACGUGGAGGGCCAGACACCGGCGUCCGAGUCGUCCGUACCACGCAUCAACAUCACCCUCGACAACGUCUCCCUCUACCUCACCAAGAAGAGUCCUCUCUCAAAAGCCUCGUCUACCUCCAUAACCAUCCUCGACGGCGUCUCCGCAUCGUUCCAAGCCGGGCAUCUCUCUAUCAUCCUUGGUGCGUCCGGCGCAGGCAAAUCCAGCCUGCUCAACAUCCUCAUGGCCCGCGGCCUCCCCACCGGCGCCUUCCUCAAAACGACGCAAACCGGGCGUAUCCUCUACAAAGGCAUGGAGAUUAUGCAGCCUGCGCAAGUGGCGUCGCUGUGCUCAUUGGUGGUGCAAGACGAUCAUCAUUUGUUGCCGGGGUUGACGGCGAGGGAGACGCUGAGGUACUCGGCGCUGUUGAGGCUGCCGAAGGAGAUGUCGAAGCCGGAGAAGUUGAUGAGGGCUGAUAAGGUGUUGUUGGAGCUGGGGUUGAAGGAUUGUGCGGAUCGGUUGGUUGGGGGGGAGGGGAUUGCGAAGGGACUCAGCGGCGGUGAGAAGCGGCGUCUUUCCAUUGGAGUGCAGAUGUUGACCAACCCGGCCGUUCUCAUCAUUGAUGAGCCAACUAGCGGUCUCGACUCCUUCACUUCUCAUAACCUCAUUCUGAAACUGAAAGAAAUUGCAACAUCUGGCAGGACUAUCAUUUGCAGUAUCCAUCAGCCUCGGUCUGAUAUCGUAAAAGAAUUCGACUCAGUCUUGCUGUUAGCAUCCGGCGGCCGAACAGUGUACUCCGGCGCCGCAAAAGAUAUGCUCCCCUACUUUGCCAGCUUAAACCACCCAGCGCCCCGUCUCACCAACCCCGCCGACUUUGCCCUUGACCUGUCCUCCAUCGACUUGCGCAACCCCACCGCCGAAGAAGCAUCCCGUGCACGUCUGACCCAGUUGGUCGCUUCCUGGCGUACGAUGCUACAGCCCAGAUCACCCAGCGACGAACCGCUGAAUUACAAGCCCCCCGCACCGCCCCGGACACGAAGCGCGCAUGAAGGCGGUCCGGAAUCCUCCGAGAAUGCACAGGGUAGCACAGUGGACAUUGCGUCGCUCGCUUAUCGCAGCCCGGCCGUCUUCGCGACCGCUCUGUCGGUUUUGGUGAGGAGGAGUAUGAGAAAUAUGAUGCGCCAGGUGAACUUGGCGAGCGCUAGGAUCAUGCAGGUCGUCGCCCUGGCUGUCAUCUUUGCUUUGUACUUUGCCGGACUUGGCAAGAAUCAAGCCUCCGUGCAAUCACGGUUUGGUAUCUUGCAACAACAAGGUUCCCUCAUCUUUGUAGGAAUGCUGAACUGCAUCGCCGUCUUCCCGCAAGAACUCAGCCUCAUGCGGUUCGAGUACCGCGAUAACGUCUACAGCGUGGCCUCGUUCUUUGUCAGCUACUGUGUCAACGAGUUCCCUUUCGAACUCGUAAGUGCACUGCUGUACGCCAUCAUCAUCAUGUUUGCCGUAGGCCUGCAAGCGUCCGUCAGCAAUUUCUUCACUUUGGCAUACAUUGCGUUUUGUUUCAUCAAUACUGGGGAGAGUCUUGGAAUCGCCUUUUGCGCUUUGGUCGACAGCAUCGGAUUCAGUGUCCAGGCCAUGAGCACUGUGCUCUCGCUGGAAGUCAUGAUGGCGGGUUUCCUCAGCGUCAAGAUGCCGAAGAUCCUGGAGGGCUUGAACUACUUGUUCAUCACGCGUUUUGUGGCUCGCAUCGUCGCUGUUCAGGAGUUCACAGGUCUUCAUUUCGACUGCUCACCCGCCGAGACCGCCUCCGGGACCUGCGUGUUUCAAACAGGCGACGACGCCCUCCGUCUCCUCGACUUCGACACGAGCCACAGCCAGUGGGUGCUGAACAUGGUGAUGGUGGCGGUCUUGACUGUGGUGUUCCGAGUAGUGGCGUAUGGAGUGCUUUGGGCUCGGACCAAGAACUGAGGAUAAAGAACAGUACUGUUGGACUUCGAGGGACCUUUGGAACAUUGAAAGAAAUGGACGGCGUUUUGAUGUACUUCUUCUUUUACAUAUGCACUUCUUCUCUGUGAUAUAUAGUCGGUCGGAAUACAUUUCCCAUUCUAUGCUCUUCAC